This is a messenger RNA of Dermacentor albipictus, 871 nucleotides long. Its product is annotated as gamma-glutamylcyclotransferase-like. Gene Ontology annotation, molecular function: gamma-glutamylcyclotransferase activity. NCBI's taxonomy places the organism in Eukaryota, Metazoa, Arthropoda, Arachnida, Ixodida, Ixodidae. The record is from RefSeq and is a predicted model, not a curated record.
UCUUUUUUAGGACACGUUAAGCGAAACAUGCAGGACCCUGUACAGCGCGCGGGCAAACGACACAGAAUAAAAACCGUCUUUUUAUGACGUGUCAUGCGUCAUCCGUUUCUCUGUUGCCUAUCGGCUCACGGUCAGCUGCGGAAUCUACUUCGUUUACCCGGUACAGUUGGCAGGGUCAUAAAGUACGGCGGUCUUCCCGUGGCUGUAUGUAUGGCUGUAUCGCAGACGCCUGCACACAGCGCGACCCAUGCUAGCAUGACUUCGUCGGCCGGGAAGACCCGUAGCCCCGACGAUAUUUUGUAUUUCGCCUACGGCAGUAACAUGUGGUCGCAUCGCAUGCAUAUCUGCAACCCGACGGCCAAGUUUUUCGACACUGCAGUACUCGAGGGCUACUAUGUUGGUUUUGUGGACUACUUCAAGAGCUGGCAAGGUGCUGCAGCCAUACUGAAAAAGAAUGCCGAACGCACCACACAUGGUGUUUUAUGGACACUUCCGAAGGGAGACAUACAUAAUCUUGACCGGCAGGAGAGAGAGUAUGAAGCCGCCGAUGUGACAGUGAAGCUGCCAUUGGGGGACAAAGUGGUCUGCCGAACAUACUUCUAUCUUCCCUCAAGGCCCGGAAAGGAAGAUAUGCCCUCGCUUCUCUACAAAGCCGUCAUCGUGGCUGGAGCAAUUGAACACAAGCUGCCCGACAGCUAUGUGCAAGAACUUAUGAAGAACCCCGACAAUGGCAAAACACAGGGUAGCAACAUUGGGGUGGACAUCGACAAGCUCCGGUCAUGUGUGAAUGGAUACCUGACCUUAUGAAUGUGUGCGAUUUAUUGAAGUGAUAGUUAUGCAAGUAUUUAGUAAACAAUUUGUUGAAAACCUG